This is a messenger RNA of Ascochyta rabiei, 963 nucleotides long. RefSeq names its product 3-hydroxybutyryl-CoA dehydrogenase. Gene Ontology annotation, biological process: fatty acid metabolic process. The transcript has 3 exons. Bases 1 to 963 code for a protein of 320 amino acids. The record is from RefSeq and is a predicted model, not a curated record. NCBI's taxonomy places the organism in Eukaryota, Fungi, Ascomycota, Dothideomycetes, Pleosporales, Didymellaceae. Gene Ontology annotation, molecular function: NAD+ binding; oxidoreductase activity, acting on the CH-OH group of donors, NAD or NADP as acceptor.
AUGUUCUCUGCAACCUCAAGACAAGUAGCUCGAUCGGCAGUGAGGCAGCAAUGCCGUGCCUUCAGCUCCACACCUUCAGUCGGUGCCGCCGCCGAGGUCAAGAAGUUGGGUGUCAUUGGAGCUGGUCAGAUGGGUCUCGGCAUAGCUCUUGUAGCCGCACAAAAGGCUAGGGUAUCUGUCAGUUUGAUUGACAGUUCGCAAGCCUCGAUCGACAAAGGCCUGAAGUUUGCAGAGAAGCUGCUCGCCAAAGAUGUAGGAAAAGGGAGGUUGUCUCAGGAGGACGCGGAUGCUGCACGGGGACGAUUGACCACCAGCACUCAGCUUGGGGACCUGUCAGAUGUCGACUUUGUGAUUGAGGCUGUUCCCGAGAUACCAGACCUCAAGAGCAAGAUCUUCUCGCAGCUGGCACAAAUCUGCCCUUCCCACACUAUCCUGGCGACCAACACGUCGUCCAUUUCCAUCACCAAGAUCGCUGCCAGCACAAGCAAGGACCCCACUGACCUGUCCGCCUCUUCGCGUGUAAUCAGCACCCACUUCAUGAACCCUGUUCCCAUUCAGAAAGGUGUCGAAAUCAUCACAGGCCUUCAGACCUCGCAAGACACCGUCGACACCGCGAUAGCUUUCUGCGAGAAGAUGGGGAAGAUUGCAUCGCAGUCAGCCGAUUCGCCAGGCUUCCUCGCAAAUCGCAUCCUUAUGCCCUACAUCAACGAAGCUAUCAUCUGCUUGGAGACGGGCGUAGGGAAGAAGGAAGAUAUCGACAGCAUUAUGAAGAACGGCACAAAUGUACCAAUGGGCCCAUUGCAGCUUGCUGACUUCAUCGGUAUCGACACAUGUCUGGCGAUCAUGCAGGUGCUGUACAACGACACUGGCGAUUCGAAGUACAGACCUGCAGUUCUGUUGAAGAAGAUGGUGGAUGCAGGCUGGCUUGGAAAGAAGAGCGGAAAGGGCUUCUACGAUUAUUAA